Oryzias melastigma (Indian medaka) is the source of this 5176-nucleotide messenger RNA. Its product is annotated as inactive tyrosine-protein kinase PRAG1. The transcript is spliced from 6 exons. Lineage: Eukaryota; Metazoa; Chordata; Actinopteri; Beloniformes; Adrianichthyidae. Bases 16 to 4323 code for a protein of 1435 amino acids. Gene Ontology annotation, biological process: protein phosphorylation. Gene Ontology annotation, molecular function: ATP binding; protein kinase activity. The record is from RefSeq and is a predicted model, not a curated record.
ACCACAUUAGUGCACAUGUGCUUUUGUGCUGGGCAGACUGCAUGGCUGCAUGGCUGCAAGCUCCGCCCACCUCCCCUCCUGUGCUGCUGCAGAGGGCUGGUGCUCCAGCAGCAGCAGCAGUACUUCACCUCUGCACACGGUGUACGGAGCAGCCGCUGCAGCCGCUGCAGCCCCCGCAGCCCCGCGCGCCGGGACCGCAGACGGACACCUGGACUGCGUCGAUUGUGGAUUUCUUUCUUUCUGUUCUUUUUAUUUACGCCGUUUUUGCCCAUAUUUCUGUGUUGCCAGGCAGGAGAAAGUCUGAGCAGCCAUGACAGCUCGUUCAGAUCGUUCCAGAUCCCUCCACAGCGACCUUUGACCGAACCGGAUUUAGCAAACCCAAAGAUGUCAGCGUGCAGCGACUUUGCAGAACACGUAUGGAAACCCGGCUCGUGUAAGAACUGCUUCCACCCGCUCAGCGCGCACAAGACGGUCGGCGUCCCGGGUGGCGGUGCGCCUGCAUCCUGUUUGAAAAGCGGCGAUGAGGAUGCUGGAGUGACGACGCCUUCGCCCUACAGCAAGCCGACCAUCGCCGUCAAACCUACGAUGAUGAGCCUCGACACCAGCGAACCUAAAGAUGUCAACAUGAACAUAGAACCGCAAGAGAAAAUGAAAAGCCCAGUGGAGCAAAAGAGUCUGAAGAAGAUCUUGAAUCUCUCCCCGCUGUACAUCGACAGCAAUGUUUGCAACAAGGCGCACAGAGAGGCAGUCCUUCAGGACCCGGAGAACAAGGUUGACAACAAUCGCAUCUCCCCCAAAGACACAGUCAUCAUCAGCAACAUCCUGGUGAGCCAGCAGGAAGGGAGAGUUUCCCAAAGCCUGAAGAAGAACUCUAACGAGAAUUCCUGCAACAACCAGGAGAACGGCGUGAUUCCCAUCCGGACCAAGAGUGCUUAUAACGGAACCAGGACGAACAAUGAAGCGUUUGAGGGGACGCCUUCAGAGGAUAACGUAGCUUCUAGUCCAGUUCAAGGUACAAACGGUGGCUCCGCUGAUCUGUCAAAGACAACCACCACCUCUUCUGACCUCGCCAACCACACGAGCCCCACAUCCCCCCCCUCUGCUUCCGUCCUGUCCAAACAGAGCAGUCUGUCGGACUCCUCUUCUUCUUCUUAUCUUAGCAGCACAGAUUCGCUUCCAGACCCUGAAGGGUUGCUAGGGAGACGGGAGAGGUCGGGAAGUCUGCAAUACUCGCCGACCAAGACGGGCCCCCAGUCCACUCCCAACUCCCCCAACAAACAGGAACCCAUUUAUGCUGAGAGCACCAAGAAAAAGCGCAGACCUGCAGUUCCUGGACUGCAGUCCCCCCCUCAGUCUCCAAACCAGACUAAGCCCUGCUCUGAGGUUGACCGGUUUGGCGAGAACCAGCGAGCCACCAUCACGGUCAUCGCAGCCCACACUGAGAACAACAAAACUUUCUAUCUCAGUAGUCCAGAUUCUGCCGUCAGCACCCAGUGUCACUUCAGCCCCCCAGCACGGAAGGACUCCGCCAGCCCGGCUUUCCUGUGGCCCAGCCCAAGCCGCAGCGCGCCCUCUUUGAGCGUAGAAGCCUCCCUGCCGCCGGCUCUUCACCCAAAGCCGCAGUCCAGCCCCCCCAUUCCCCCAAAGAGGAGCUCCCGCUCCCCAAAACUGGGCACCUCCAGCCUUUCCCAGUCGCUGUCUUCCCCGUUCUCUCUCCAGGAAUUCCCCAAACUCGGCACCUCCAGCCUCUCCUCGUCCGUUUCGUGCCCCGUCCCGCUCCCAGAACUCCCCAUGUUUUUCCUCGUUUCUGCGACGGAGGGCCACUUCAAGUUCCCGGACAACCAGAACUCGCCACUGGAACGCCGACCCAAGCUCAACCACCACGGUUCCAGUUGGAGCUGCCGCAUCGAGGAAGAAGAGGAGGAGGAAGAGCGAGGGCGGAAGGGAACGGAGAAGCCACCCGCCAAUCCGGGGUCAACCCGUUCGGUGACGGGCCCGGUCAAUGGCGCUGCUGUCUGGAAGGAGGCCAGGGACGCCAUUGCUCACAGCAGCCCCCCUACCAUGACAGAGCCUGGCACGGCCCCCCCUACUGCCCCCAACAAUGGCGCCUGUCAAGGGGAAACAGAGGGCACCGGCACAGAGGAGGAGGGCAAGCAGAACGGGAGCAUGCCGGCCAAGAAGCCGUUGCACGGCAGCUCGGGGGAGCUGCCGGCAGCAGGAAGGGGAGCCGCCACCAAUGACCCCAACCCGCCUCCACCCCCACCCAAGAAACUGCACAGAGGGAGUAUUAGGAUGAGUGGCAGUAACUUGGAGCUGGAUCGCUGCAGCCAGCAAAGGUCAACCGAAAGCCCUUCAUCUUUUCCAGGUCUGGGCAGUACCAGUCUACCCACUGCAUCCACCGACAGUCUGACGGCCGACUCCGGGUCUCGGAAUGCUGCACGGAUGUCUUGUUCUUCACCGUUUCCCAGAACUCCGGUGGCGUCUGCUCCGUGUUCUCCCAACCCCAUCUCCUGUACUAGCUUGAACAUCCAGCCCCCUCCUCUCCCGGAGAAAAAAAUUGUCAAUCGCACAGUUUCAGCUCCAGAUGGUGGGAAACCCUUUGUCCGAGCCUACCCACGCCUCCCGUUCACCGGCUCGGAGAGCAACGUCUGCCGCUCGGCCGAUUCCAGCUCCCGCUCCAGUUUACCCUCCAGUCCUGUUGACUCGCGGCCCGUUUUCUCAUCCAACGAGUCUCUGGAGCGCUGUCAACCUUUGCCAACCCGACCUUUGAGGUCCCGAACGCUGGACGAGCCCCUCAAGAACCAGGGGCGGCUGGGCGUGCACUGCCGGACUAGCAUCACCUGCUCGUCUUCUCCUCAGCUCAGCGCGCCCUUCUCCUCAACGGAGACGGGUUCUGCACCAAAUGUGGGAUCCAGCCUGCAGCUCCAGACCCUCUUGAGCAACAUCGACAGCAGAGAGGGUGUGUACUCCAAGCUGGGUGGCCUGUAUGCAGAGUCCCUGAGGCGACUGGCUUUAAAAUGCGAAGACCACUUCACCAGAUCCCAGAAGAAUUCGCUCAAAUUUGACGAGAGCAACUGGUCCCUGUUCAGACUCACGUCUAACAAGCCGAGCUGCAAUGCAGGGGAUGCUGUCUACUACUCUGCUGCCUGUGCGCUGGAUCCCUGCAACUCCUACGCUGUGAAGAUCUGCAAGAGUCCGUCCAUUGAAACCAAGCAGGGCCACCUGUACGGGCUGUCGGUGCAGCAGACCAUCCCCUCCCACUUUAACCUGCAGCAGGACUGCGGCCACUUCCUCGCCUGCGUGCCGCAGAGCAUGCUGCCUCCAGACGAGGCCGCGCUGCCCAGCUCCCCGCCUCCAUCCGCACAUCAGCCCUCAACCCCUGUGCAGGACGGAGAUCGAGAGCGGGUGGUGGUCAUCACUCCCGACAUUCCGCAUCAGACGGCUGCCGACUUUGUUCGGGAGUGGGCGGUCUUCCAUAAAAAGCAGCCGGAGAUCUACGAGCGGCGCGUCUGCUUCCUCCUGCUGCAGCUCUGCAACGGCCUGGAGCAUUUGAAAGAGCACGGGGUCACGCACCGCGACCUGUGCUUGGAGAACCUGCUUUUGGUGUCUCACCAGCGGAGGUCCUCACAGUUUAUUCAUCCCACCGACGCAGACGGCGGCGCCUCUGCAGACGUUCAGCGCCACCUGCCCCGCCUGCUCAUCAGCAACUUUGCCAAGGCCAAGCGCCGCUCCCCCGAAGACGCAUGCUCCACCAGCGGCGAUCCUCGCAUCAAACGCGACCACGCCAGACUGGCUCCCGAGAUCGUCUCCGCAGCCCAGUACCGGAAGUUUGACGAGUUCCAGACGGGCAUCUUGAUCUACGAACUCCUCCACCAGCCCAACCCCUUCGAGGUGAGUCCAGCACUGAAGGAGCAGGACUACCGCUCCGAGGACCUGCCCCCGGUCCCGCCGCUCUCCCUGUACUCCUCUGGACUCCAGAGACUCGCCCACCUCCUCCUGCAGCCCGACCCCAUCAAGCGCAUCCACAUCCAGGAGGCCAAGCGGAUCCUGCAGAGCCUCCUGUGGGGCCCGAGGAAGGACCUGAUGGAGCAGCAGCUGGAGAGGCACGGCCGAGGGGGCGGCGUGGGCGACGGAUCCCGACACGAGGGCCUCCUCAACUGGCUGGACGUGAAAAGAGCCCUGCUGAUGAUGAAGUUCGCCGAGCGCUCGCUGGAGCCGGAGAGGAACGCCGAGCUGGAGGACUGGCUGUGCUGCCAGUACUUCUCCUCGGCCCACCCCCUCUCCCUGUGCCACACCGCCGAACUGCUCUAUUCCCUCAAGUGACGGUUCAAUCAAAAAAGAAAACAGAAAAGCCGACGAUGUCAGAUCUGAAGAUCCGUGAUCCUCUGGAGGAACUGAUACUUAAAAUGACAAAACACACUCUGGCUUGAGCUGUUUUGUACUCUUAGGACGGACCUGGAGUCGCUACUUGAUAACAAACUUACCAAAGUUUCGGGUUUGACACUGUAUUGUAUUUAUUAGAGGAGGUGUUUAACAUGAGAAGUUAAUCUGUGUUAGCCUGCCACGCUUCAUUGUGUCUAAAUGUGCAACUAACUGCUUAUUUUCUUGAAAGUGAAGUCGUGGAGUUCAGACUUACUCUGUAGCACCUUCUCUGUUGGGUCACGGGCACAUAAACGGUCUUCCUUAAGUGAAAUCCAGGGGGUGUCCUACUGAGUUCCGCCUCCUAAUCUUACUUUCCCGCCCAUCCGGUUCGUUACGGUGCCUUUUUGUUCCUCGUGUGUUACAGUGAGUCAAACCAAAUGUAAAUAUGACAGCUCAUUCGUCGUUAGUGAAACUGGUCUUUCACAGUGUUUCCAGAAGCAGCUCUGUACAGAUGAUUUGUAGCUGAUUUUUAAAAUAAAACGCCACCCCGAGCAGGUCUUAAAGAAAAAGAACAAAAACAAAGCCAUGAAUAUGUGCAGCUGUCUGUGGUAUUUAUGAGAUUUGUUACACCGUAGCAGUCACUGGAUUCUGGUUUUUUUUUUUUUUUUUUGUUAUGUUGCUUCCUGCAGAUGAAGUUUGCUGCAGACUCUUUCAUGGGUUUCCUUCACCAGGAAGAGGAAAAACAACAAAACGGUUUAUUUUGUGUGCCUAUCAUUUGCAUCUGUUAAUAAACCUGUGCAAAUAUUUUCUGACA